UGUACGUGUCACAAGAGUCAGGCAAUCCGCAGAAAACUCUCUCUGAAGAGGAAACUGAGGAAAUGGAAGAGGAUGAAUCAAAGUCUGAGAAAAAGGAGGACAAAAUUGAAAUGCAAAAUCAAAAUAAUUCCUCUGAGGGGUUUGAUAGUUUGAGCUAUAUUCACUGCUAUAAUUCUGAUCUUAUGAAAGUAGCUAACAAUAGUGAUGCUGAAAAAGUAUUGCACCACUAUCAUAUCACAGAAGACGAAGUAGAGGUCUCUGGUUGUCUUGGUAUGGAUUAUAAUCAGCACUUUGGUGGUGGUGUGAUGUACUGGAAUCAUUUUGACCCUAUUCAACAGUUCUUAACUAUGGGGACCACAGAUGGUAUGCUGAAAGCAGUUGGAGGGAACAACAUGGAAGGUCCUAUGGUAUGGGAGCUGGAGAACAAACACUUAUCUUCUAUAUUAAAAAGGAAGUCAAACCUACCCACAUUCUCUGCUAUUUAUGGCAUUCAUUACACGUUUAGGGAGAUGAACGAUGACGAUAUUCAACCCACAGGACGUC
Molecule: messenger RNA, 543 nt
Organism: Cuscuta europaea
Lineage: Eukaryota; Viridiplantae; Streptophyta; Magnoliopsida; Solanales; Convolvulaceae
Source: the annotation of a GenBank genome assembly